UUCGUUACGAAUCUAUUGGAAAAACAAAAACAAAAGAACCAGAGAGCAGUAAAAAACUGGACGCAGCUAGCUGGUGGUGAUGCAAUUCAAAAUUUAAAACAGUAAACAUUAAAAAAAAGGAGGCACCCUAAUUCCAAUUCUAACCCUAAUACCUAAUCGAGAUAAAAUGUUACAAUCACCGGAUAGGAGCCCAAACCCUAACCCUAACCAUUGUCCAACUCCAAGGUCACCUUCAACUACAAGGCGGAGCAGAGCCGUAAGCUUACCAGACGAAUGGUACAAAGAGCAAUCGCUGAAGCAUGUAGUUAUGAAGAUGCACCUUAGAUCUCUGUCUGCUAGUCAAUCGGCAUCACCUCCUUCUGAGGCGGACUUUUCGUUAAUGACAGGGUUCAAACCCUUAACACUGGACCCUCGAGGACCUGACCAUACAUCGCUUCUCUCCGACGAAAUUCUCCUCCAAAUUUUCUCUAGGCUCCCAAUCUCUCAUUAUGUCUCUAAUUCUCUUGUCUGCAAACGCUGGUUGUACCUUCACGGCCGCUUGGUACAAUCUCUCGAGCUUACCGACUGGUCAUUUCUUAAUUCGGGUCGGAUAUUUCACCGGUUCCCCAAUCUAACCGAGUUGGGAAUCGUUGACGCAUGUAUUAGAACUCCUCGAAACUCUGGUAUUAUGUUGACUCACAAGAAUUUGUCUAUUCACGUCAGUACUGAAUUCUCUGAUAGAGGGUUUAUCCAAGAGAAUGACCUGUUACCGUCGGAUUUGAUUGAUUGUGGGCUUGAAAUGAUUGCCCAACAGUACACUAAUUUGAGGAGACUUGCUGCAAUUGGAGCAAGCGAGAAUGGAUUGUUAAGUAUUUCAAAUAAGUGCGAGACAUUGCAAGAACUGGAGCUACAUUGCUGUGAGGAUUUCUCGUUGAAGGGUAUUUCAGGGUGUAGGAAUCUACAGGUGGUAAAAUUGAUUGGUUGUAUUGAGGGGCUUUAUAGCUCGGUGGUGUCUGAUAUUGGAUUAACUAUAUUAGCGCAAGGGUGUAGGCGGCUAGUAAAGCUUGAGUUGUGUGGAUGUGAAGGGAGCUAUGAUGGGAUUAAAGCAAUAGGACAGUGCUGUCAAAUGCUUGAGGAGUUAACUCUCUGUGAUCAUAGAAUGGAUGGUGGAUGGUUGGCGGCACUGUCAUUUUGUGGUAACCUGAAGACUCUGAGGCUGCAGUCCUGCAAGAGCAUAGAUUCAAGUCCAGGUCCUGAUGAGCAUUUGGGGACUUGUCCAACUCUUGAAGAGCUGCAUCUGCAGCAGUGUCAGAUGCGGGAUAAGCCUGGUGUUAAGGCUCUGUUUUUAGUUUGUGAGGCUGUUAGGGAGAUUGUUUUCCAGAACUGUUGGGGAUUGGAGGAUGAAGUUUUCGGCACUGCAAGUGUUUUAAGGAGGGUGAAGCUUCUAUCUCUGGAAGGGUGCUCAUCGCUGACAACAGAAGGCUUGGAAGCAGUUAUUCUUAACUGGAAUGAGCUUCAGGGGUUAAGAGUAAUAUCAAGCAACAAGAUAAAGGACAAUGAAGUGAGUCCUGCCCUGGCAUCUCUGUUCUCUGUUCUGAAAGAGUUGAAAUGGCGGCCAGACUCGAGAUCUCUUCUUUCGUCAAAUCUUUCUGGAACUGGAGUGGGAAAUAAAGGUGGUAGAUUUUUCAAGGGAUUAAAGGGCUAAACACAUUGGUUGCCAAUGAGUAUCUGGGAUUCAAUUGGUGAAUGUUUUAAUGAUUAAACGGCAGCUGCAAAAUGGUUCAGAGGUCUCCAUAGACAUUCUCUGGUGAUUGAUUUACAUUUUUUUGUUGCAGUGGAGGAGGAUUAUCCAGAGCUUUUCAAUAGGGGCCUGCGAGUGGGGUUGUCAUAUGAAGCAUACAACCAUAAGCACCCCUUUUGAUUUAUGUGGGCGAUGUGUAUGUCAAGCUAAAUAAUGUAUUUCAAAAGCUAGGACUCUUUAUUUCUAACCUUCAAGUAGGUCAGAUAUUCUAAUUCAUUGUAGCCAUUUGACUUGGUAGUUAUAGCAAAAGUGUAAAUCUCCACAUAUAUCAAAUUAUUCAUGAUAUAAGUCCCUAUGAAAUACAAUCUUUACCACUUGUAACAAUAAUUUACAGUUGAAUUUUGCAACUUCAUGGUGAUA
This is a messenger RNA of Jatropha curcas, 2140 nucleotides long. RefSeq names its product F-box protein At5g51370. Gene Ontology annotation, biological process: SCF-dependent proteasomal ubiquitin-dependent protein catabolic process. Lineage: Eukaryota; Viridiplantae; Streptophyta; Magnoliopsida; Malpighiales; Euphorbiaceae. Gene Ontology annotation, molecular function: protein binding. The record is from RefSeq and is a predicted model, not a curated record. Gene Ontology annotation, cellular component: SCF ubiquitin ligase complex.